Messenger RNA from Varroa destructor (honeybee mite), 5827 nucleotides. Its product is annotated as sushi, von Willebrand factor type A, EGF and pentraxin domain-containing protein 1. The record is from RefSeq and is a predicted model, not a curated record. Lineage: Eukaryota; Metazoa; Arthropoda; Arachnida; Mesostigmata; Varroidae.
UAGCGUUGUGUAAAAAAGGUUAAUACCACAUCAUCAUAAAAUCGAUCUUCUUUUCUCCCUACAAGUCAAGGAUGGCGCAGGUUUACGCACUGAAUUUAAUAGCUUUCUUUUAUCUGUAUCAAGGUAGAGUUAUAUCGUUAAGCGGCAACAAUGACGCAUAUCCAGUAGAAUAUAUCGUAAGUACUCGUCAUGCGGUUGAAUAAAUCUUAAAUAGUUAACUUGUCUCAUAACUUGGCCAGACAUAUCCUGACCGCAUCGCGUGCCUUCGUUGUUCUUAAGGCGUUAGAACCCAAAAACGAUGUGGCGUGUAACGGAGACAUGACCAUUUUGGGUUUAAUUCUUGACCCAACAUAACAAUCUCCGCCGAGUGCAAUACAAGAGGCAGACUGCACAGGUAGCGCCGACUGUUGCUGUGAUCGCUGAUUAGCCGAGUAAGCCUACCCGAAUCGGAUACGGACAUAGCACUGCUGUUCACCACCAGCACCGAAUGAAAAUGGGGCACGUUUCUGUAAUAGAUAAAAGCACGAAUUAACCUGCUAUAACAUAUAUACUUUUAGUACCGACGGUUAACUUUGCAUUCCGGGUUUAAUUCGCUUAGUCGACGUCGCAGACAUCUUUCCUUCAAAACGUAUAAUGUUCCAUUUCGGCAAAGGAGAAUAUCAUUUAGGGAUCCUGACAUUCUGCCUGUCUUUUGUCGCGCCCUCCUAAUGGGUACUUUGUAGACAACUACCCCAAUUGCAAAAAAGCUUCCACAUUGCUUAAGGUGCGCACGCACAUUAGUGGGACAUGAUCUAUAACGAUCAUUUAGUCUUUCAGUAGCUGUAACGGCCCGGAGCGUUUUAUGCACGAUGCGUUUUCGAAACCUUCAUAUGACGUUGUCUGUUGCUGCCUUAGCCGAAACAUAUUCUGUAUGAAGCCAAGUCGAUGGAUCAAUCCGGAAUACAUCUAUGACUUGAUUCAGUAAAGUUCCUUUCGGACAUGAUAGCGCAACAAGCUCGGAAACUAUUAUACGACUCAACCACUGGCUGGCAAAUACGAGCACACACUUAGAUCGUGAACUCGAAGACGUCCACAGCUCGUCCUUCACAUGGGCGGCAUCGCGAUAGCACGGUACGAUAGAGCGCCUCGAUUCAACUUUUAAAAACCCUACAGAUCUGUUGCCGGCCGUUUACACGAACGACAUCGCCUGAAGCAGCAGAAGUUGCAGGAACGCCGAUGCGAUGGCUGAACAGCAGAAGUCUUCUUCGGGCAGUACGGCUGCCUCCUCGCCAUCUUCAAAAUCCUCUCCGCACUGGUUAAAGACUUAGCGGUGACGGCUGCCUGGUCUUCUCUAGGUGAAGCAGAUACCCAGUGUUGGCUACGACUUCGAUCUGUAUGGUCGAGUGUUUCAUUUGCUGGACUAGUCGAAAGUCGGGCUGGAGAUGCUCCUUAAGCAGCCCCCAAGACCAUAUAAACACAGCCGCCAGUCGUGAUUCGUUGCGUAGCUAAAACAAUUAAAAGUACCACGAAUAUAUUUUCUAUAUACAUUACGCACAGCCUCUAUUAGUCAACAGUCUAACAUAUUUUCAGAUUCAGCAAAAAUCAUUACGCGAACGUGACCGGUUUUUAAUUUCCUCAGUUUGAUCUUAAUUACUAUUUUACGAUUUGUGAAUAUGUGUGCAGAUUCUCUGCGUGGAUCAACGUAAUUCCACGUCCCGUCUGUGAUCGCCGAUCUGUGCAUCUAUGUAAAAAGGACUGAGGAUAGAUUUGCUAGCUUGUGACUUGGUUUGUUCUUCUUUUUUUUAUUGUUGUUUAUUUUGGCGUGGAAAGCUCAAAAACAACAGAGCACAUUUCGGCCGGCCGGUGCGUAAAAGUUUCGUGAGUGUGCCUUUUGUUGUAUUUGUGCAUUUUUUGCGGACAGUUAUUGAAGGGGACAAAAACAGUAACGUAAUUUAAUGAUGAUGUGUACUAGGCUGCUUCAGGAGCAGUCUGCGAUGGUUUUCGCACUAUUACUUGGAAUACAGUUAGUGCCAGCAUACUCCGAUCAGGUAACUGUACAUUGCGGAUAUCCUGGUUCGCCAGCACAUGGCGACGUUACCUUCUCGGAUGACACCCUGGCAGUGGGCACGAUCGCAUCGUAUCACUGCGAUCCUGGAUAUGAACUACUCGGACCCUCGAGGAGAAGGUGUACCGCUAACGCGACAUGGGUUCCACAAGGGAUACCAUUUUGUGUUCUUAACGUUGCUGCUGGUAAGGCCCCACUACAAUCGUCUACUAUGGGAGGUGGUAUACCGCAAAAGGCUGUCGAUGGCUCCACUUCCCCAUACUUUAACCCCGAUACCUGCUCUUUAACUGAAGCAGAAUCAAGUCCCUGGUGGUACGUUAAUUUGUUGGAACCGUAUGUCGUCCAACUUGUUCGUAUCGAUUUUGGUCAGAGCUGUUGUGGUAAGCAGGGUCAAGCGACAAUCGUCGUCCGUGUUGGCAACAACCGACCGGACCUCGGUGUGAAUCCAAUUUGUAACAAGUAUACAGGUUUCAUCGAAGAGGGGCGACCGUUGUUCCUGCCAUGUACAACGGCCAUGUCAGGCGCAUUCGUCAGCGUGCACUUCCUGUCCAACCCUGAGCACCCGCUUUCGCUAUGUGAGUUCUUUGUCUACACCGAUCAGGCGUUGCCGAUUGAAAGGUGCCCCUCGUUCCGUGACCAGCCCCUUGGCUCAGUGGCUACAUAUAACGGCAAAUGCUACAUAUUUUACAACAACCAACAGCUGACGUUCGACGAUGCCAAUAACACCUGUGAGGAGCGGGGUGGAUCGCUAGUUGAUGAAACGUCGCCAGCCCUUCAGGGCUUCUUGUCCUGGGAGCUCUACCGCCGACAUCGCAAUGACCCUCGUGGCCAGUACUGGAUGGGAGCUACGCGGGAUCCGGAUGAUUUGAAUAACUGGCGAUGGUUGAAUGGCGACAAUAUUACUGUAUCGUUUUGGAAUAGCCCCGGAGGUGAUGAAAACUGCGCUAAGUUUGACGGAGCCAGGGGAUGGCUGUGGAGCGAUACGGACUGUGAUAGAAAACUCAACUUUAUCUGCCAACACCGCCCCAAAAUCUGCGGAAGACCAGAACGUCCCCCAAAUUCGACAAUAUUAGCAACGAGCUUCGAAGUCGGUUCCGUCAUUGAGUACAAAUGUGAUCUAGGGAAUCUGCUUAUCGGCCCGAAUAUACGAACCUGUCUUCCCACAGGAUUCUUCUCAGAAUACUCACCUCGGUGUAAAUAUAUCGACUGCGGACGCCCGGCGCCGACAGCGAACGGCCAACUCGAGCUCCUAAAAGGCACAACUCACUAUCUUAGCACAGUGCAGUACUCGUGUAAUGUCGGCUUUGUUCUCGUCGGAAGAGCUCAGUUGGUUUGCGACGUUGAUGGCCGAUGGAACGGACCCCCGGCACGCUGCGAACCAAUCGUCUGCCAGGACCCACCUCACCUGAAUAAUGGCCGGUUCCAGCUGUCAUCUCUUUCUCAAAUCUAUGGAACAACGGCAGACUAUAUCUGCGAUCCUGGCUAUGAACUCGAAGAAGGAACCGUAUCACGUUUGCGGUGCGGCGCUGAAGGUUACUGGGAGGGUGGUGUUCAUCCCCGAUGCCUUCGUCGCAUUGUUACAUUUGCUCCAACUGAACCUCCAACGGAGCCGUCAACCGAAGAAUCCACAACGGAGCCGACCACUGUCAAAAUGCAUCCUAAUUUCGAGCCGUCAAACGGAAUUUUCCACUCGACAGCGACGUUCAAUCGUUUCACCCCACAAUUUUCCCCCGGCUACCCCCACGGCUUGACGGAUUAUCCGAUGUCAACCACGCUGACACCUACCAGUACGACUACAACCACAAAAGAACCUACACCUAUUUAUCAGCGACCAAUACAGACAGCUCGACCCCGUCCACGUCCGCCAUCUCUUUUGCCUAGCCACAGGAAGCCCUCCCUAGCCCGGGUACCUCAGAACAAUGAUCCUAGGGAAAAUGAGAUCCUCAGUGCUGAGGAUUCACGGACAGUGCACGUUAGUUCCGCACCCCCGGCAGCAGCGCGCCUCAAUAUGGGCGGUUUCAUUGCGCUAGGAGUCUUUGGCGGAUUCGUUGUUCUUUCAGCAAUCAUAACAAUCAUCGUCCUCGUAGUCAGGAGGAACCCCAAGACACCCCGGAAAACAACUGUUGCACGUAAUCUCGACUACUUGUACGGUGGACAUGGCCAUCCAGGUGAGGUGUUCGGACCGCCCCCCUUUCCGCCCGCGCACCUCACACGAAUUUCCCCCGUCUACUGCCCUGACGAAACCGAUACAGUUAGUACCGCCGCUGACGAUUCCGCGGUGCUCCAUAAGAGCUACAAACGAGCCUGGGACAACCUCAAAGUUGACAUCCAGGACGAAGGCCAGCGGCGCGACGACUCUUCAACGGAUCAGUCAGGUUUCAGGCGGCCGAAAGGGGCCUGGACAUACGCGCCUGUUACACGACCGAACGACUGCUAGCCGUCCCGAACGGUUUGGAUCGAACACGGUUACGUCUGCGACAAAGCCGUAUAACCUGUUACAUCUAAAUUUGCUACGCAGACAAAGCUAAGUAUCAUUGGUUGAAUCAAAUAUCAUCAUGACGGAGGAGUUGGAGCUGAAAAUCCGUCUGGAACGCGCACUUCCAGCUCGUUUCUCUCAGCCAUCGGCGUUCAGACCGGUCUUUAGGCAUCCAAACGACCUGUAAACACACAUGCAGCAAACACAGCAAAACUAUCAUUAUAAACCUGAACAUGUUCAUGUUCAACAAACGAGACAACUAGAUUCUAAUAUAUUUAUAUGGCUGCCACGCCCAUGCUGGAGUAGAUGCAACAUUUGGACAAAUACUCAGAUGACUAUCUUUAUGAAUACCUGAACAUGCAUUGAUGAGUACUUAACACCACGAAAAUAUGACGCAAAACAAACUAAGUUCACCUUAAGGUUUUCGCAUAUAAAAACAUUGGCAACUGACAGGUCAGUGUCCGGUUUAGCGAUUACUCGACACGAAGAAAAAUUCUACGGAGCAGAAAUUACUAUAAAGCAAAGAGUAUUGUUUUACUAAUGCAUACUAUGUACGGACAACCUUUGAAAUUCGGACGGUACAAAUAUCUAGAGAAUGACAUGGACCAAGACGCCGAUAGCAAGGGAAGGUCAAAUUGUAACGAUCGCAACGAUUCUGAUAGCUACUUGCAUGUGUAUACAUGAGUAAUCUGUGGGUAGAUAGAAAAGCCCAUGCCCGAAAACUCAAAAGCGACAAGCACAUCUCACAUAUUUAUUGGACCCGUUCAGCAACAGGUUCAAAGCAAAACGGUCCGUGGAACGCUAGGAUCGUCCUGUAGAUAAAGUAUGAUUAGGUAGUCAUGUUCGGACACGUAUGGAUACAUAUAUGCAUAGAGAGGAGAAAAGGUGGGUAAAAGAUGGCUCAAAGGAAAGCAAAAGCGAGCAGCUAGAUAAGAUAAAUAAUGAUUUUAUCGAUGUGGGAAAGCGGAACGGAACUGCGUGAGGACAGGAAAAAAUUAUGGACGAUUGCGGCUCGAACAGAUACUGGUUGUCUAGUACAAAUCAAAAACAAAAAAGAUAUACGAAAUUUGUGAAUUUAGGAUCAAACCGAUUAUAUCGCCGCUUCUUUGACCGGUGUAUGCGGUAAAUGUUUUUUUGGCAGGAGCAAUAAAUACUAGGUAAUAUGGUAAAUCAUGAAACGUUACAAUAGCAAAAUAGCAAAACGCAUGAUCAUGACACGAUUAUAUUUGCCUGUGUAUAAACGAUAAUAACAUUGACUACUAUACUAUUCAAACACUAAUAAUAAAAUGUAUGAUGAUCAAAAGAAA